Molecule: messenger RNA, 3297 nt
Organism: Linum trigynum
Lineage: Eukaryota; Viridiplantae; Streptophyta; Magnoliopsida; Malpighiales; Linaceae
Source: the annotation of a GenBank genome assembly
AUGAUCCUGCAGCAAUCGAAUUCCAUUUCCCUUCUUUUAUGCUUCGCUUUAGCAGUGUUCGUCCGGAGCUGCUUUGGAGGAGAGUCGUCCACCUGUUUGGCAGUAUACAAUGAAGGCGGAGCUCCGGCGGUGUUUAAAUCUCCGAAAUGUCCCCGCUGGAGCCUUUCCAAUUACCAGUCCCAAGCGGACAGCACCACCCCUACCUCCGGCCGUUGCCAAUGGGCGAUGCUUCGAGGUCGAAGAAAGUCUCAGGAGGACAGAAUCCUAUGUGCUCAUGAUCUUCGCAUUCCUUUACCUGGUAAAAUAGGACUUAAAGAGGUGAGGGUUGACAUGGUAGCGGUGUUUGAUGGUCAUAAUGGUGCGGAGGCGAGCGAAAUGGCUUCAAAGCUCGUGCUUGAGUACUUUGCACUGCAUACUUACUUCCUUUUAGAUGCAACAUAUUCGUUAGCAUUCAAGAGAUCGACUGGAAGCCUACCGAGCGAGAAAGAGAAGGAUGCCACUUUUCAGCUGUCGAGUUCAAAAGAAGAACUUGGUAGAGCUGAUUUCAAAAUCGACAGGUUUAAAUUCUCUUUGCCAGACAGUUUCGAUGAAUCUUUUCAUUUAGAAAUUUUGAAGGAAGCAUUGUUGAGGGCAAUCCAUGAUAUUGAUACCACAUUCUCCAAGGAAGCAUCCAGGAAAAAUGUUAAAUCAGGCUCCACAGCUGCUGUUGUAUUGCUUGCAGAGGGUCAUAUAUUAGUUGCCAAUCUUGGAGAUUCAAAGGCUAUUUUGUGCUCUGAAAAGUUUCAAUCUCCUGAAGAGGCAAAAGCUGCUUUGUUAAAGUCGUACAGGGAGCAGAUUCAUAAUGGAGCAGUUUCACAUGCAAGAAAUUAUAGAAGCAUCAGAUCAGCUGUAUCCAGUGGAGGGAAACGGUUUCUCUUUAAGGAAUUAACUAGAGAUCAUCAUCCUGAUAGAGAGGAUGAAAAGAUUAGAGUGGAAGCUGCUGGUGGAUACAUACUUGAGACAAGUGGUGUGCAUCGGAUAAACGGUGAGCUGGCUAUUUCACGAGCUAUUGGCGAUAUUCAGCUCAAGAGUUAUGGUGUGAUAUCUGUGCCUGAAGUGACGAAUUGGCAACCUCUCACCGCUAGUGAUAACUAUCUCGUGGUUGCAUCUGAUGGCGUGUUUGAGAAGUUGGGAUUUCAAGAUGUCUGUGAUAUAUUGUGGGAUUCCAAAAACUGCGGGACUAGAAAACUGGGGUUGUCUUCUUCUCACUCAUAUUCCUUAGCUGAGUGUUUGGUUGAGGCAGCAUUUGUUGAGGGAAGUAUGGAUAACAUAGCAGCCGUGGUGGUUCCAUUAGGACCAAGUGUAGUUUCUAAAACAUUGCUGAGAGAGAGGUGUGUUGAGGAAGAAGACAUAGAUUGUUCAACAACGAGAGUAACAAACUUUAUGUAUGAAGAAUCAGCCGAUGACUUCACUUCCAAGUUGGCACACUUGGAGCACAGGCUUCCACUUAUCACAGAGUUCAGCAGGUUAUUGGUUGAAGCUAAAUAUGGGAAUCUUGGUUGUUAUUAUUUGGAUGAGAGUUUGAACAAUAUCAUGGAUACAUGGAAAGCUCAACGUACUGUCUCAAAACAUUACAAAAGUGGCCUACCUCAAGCUCUACCUGAAGCACUGGAUCAUCAUAAUGAUGGGUUACUCAAUCUGUACUUUGAUCAGCACUUGUGCUUUCAAGGUGCAGCCGAUGAUGGUUUUGAAGGUCAAUGCCCUAAUUCCGAGGCCUUUGGUAGUUUCCUUGGUUUACUUGAAUCUAUUCCUUUCCUUGAUACUGCUUCAAGUUAUGGAUCAACUGAAGAAGCGAUGCCUGACUUGAGGUACGUGCUAAAGAAAAGAUAUGGUCGUGGAUCAUACGGCGAAGUAUGGCUCGCUUUUCAUUGGAACUGCCAUCAAGACACUAAUGUUUCAAAUUCUACUUUUAAGAAUGAGAAUAUCUCAUUUGAAGCUAGGUGUUCCAAUUCAAGUAUGAACAGUUCUUGCAGCUCUAAUCAUGGUCAAUCUGCUGGCUCCUUUGAUGAUGACUUGUUCAUUCUCAAACGCAUUAUGGUGGAGAGAGGACCAGCUGUUUACUUGAGCGGUCUACGGGAGAAAUAUUUUGGAGAAAUGUUCUUAAAUGCCUCUAAGAAUAUACAGGGAUUAUCAGAUGAAUAUGAAUCAUCCUUUUCUGAGGAUUUUGAAUCAGAUUUUGAUGAGCUAUCCAAAAUGAGCAAGUAUGGGUUAGGAAAUAAAUGGGUUGAGGAUAAUAUAUUCCCUAAUAGGUUUAUGUUCCAGACACCUGUUUUUGAAGAAGGCUUGAACCAUAUAGCAAGAUACAUAGAAUCCUUUGAGUCUAAGUCCAAUGAAAUGUGGCUUGUAUUCCGACACGAAGGUGUUUCUUUGUCAAAGCUUAUUUAUACUGUGGAGGAUGUAAUUGAUAAUGCUGGGGAAGAAAAGCUUGAAACAGCUAAGCUUGUUCAAAUUUUGCGUCCAUCUAAAUGGUGGCGCUGGUUGAAAACGACAGAAGCAGGAAAGCAAGAGAUGCGUAUUGUUAUUCACCAACUGUUGAUGGCACUGAAGGCCUGUCACAGCCGUAAUGUUACCCACAGGGAUAUUAAACCUGAGAACAUGGUGGUCUGCUUUGAAGAUGCAGAGACUGGCAGAUGCUUGAAAGGAGUUCCGAGUGGGGAUAGGAACUACACCAUUAAAAUGCGCAUUAUUGACUUCGGCAGUGCAGUAGAUGAUUUUACCAUGAAGCACUUGUAUGGAUCAAGUGGACCUAGCAGGGCUGAACAAACUUUUGAGUACAGUCCUCCCGAAGCUUUUCUUAAUGCUAGUUGGCAUCAGGAACCGUCAAGCAGAAGAUUGAAGUAUGAUAUGUGGAGUGUUGGUGUUGUAAUUCUAGAGUUGAUUUUGGGCUCACCAAGUGUCUUUCAGAUAAGCCCCAAAACACAAGCUCUUCUAGAUCCUCAUAUUCAGGGUUGGAAUGAAGACCUGAAGGAGCUUGCAUACAAACUUAGGUCAUUCAUGGAGCUAUGCAUCUUAAUCCCAGGGAGUUCCUCAAAUCAUCGUCAGACUAGGGGGCAACUUCGAGAUUCACCUGCUUCAUGGAAGUGUUCUGAGGAAUUCUUUUCCCAGCAGAUCAAAAGCAGGGAUCCUCUGAAGACUGGGUUCCCAGACGUUUGGGCUUUGAGAUUAGUGCGUCGGCUUCUUCUCUGGGAUCCUGAUGACCGAUUGAGUGUGGAUGAAGCAGUGGAUCAUCCCUAUUUCAAGCAGGUUCCAAAGGGUUAA